GGUCAAUAUUGUAUGACUUCAGACUGGAUGCACUGGAAACAUAGUUGUUAUAUUUCGCUGCCCGAUCCAUCGAAGGCUACAUUCGAUGAAUCCAGAAAGAUUUGCCUAGACAAGGGUGCUGAUGUGGUUGUUAUUGAAACAGAAGAAGAACACGUGAUCAUAAAUGAGUUAGCAACUCCGUUUAAAGAGGAAUAUGACUACACGUGCGUUUGGAUUGGACUAGUUAGAGACAUUACUCUCGAAUUUGUUACUGAUUUUGUUUGGGUCAAUGGAAAGCAUCCAACCUGGACAUUCUGGAAUGCUGGCGAACCCAAUGGAAUGGGAUACAAUUCGCAUGAAGAAUGCACUAUUACAGUACCCGAGGGCUGGAUAGACAUUACAUGCUAUUGGCCAUACGCAUUUGCCAUCUGUGAAAAAGGUAUCAGUGUUCUUGUAAUUGUUAUUUCACUGUCAUUGUUAUUAUUACCGUUGAUGUUGUUGCUGUCAUUAUAA
Molecule: messenger RNA, 492 nt
Organism: Anneissia japonica
Lineage: Eukaryota; Metazoa; Echinodermata; Crinoidea; Comatulida; Comatulidae
Product: CD209 antigen-like protein D
Exons: 2
Coding region: 13-492 (159 amino acids)
Biological process (GO): biological process involved in interspecies interaction between organisms
Cellular component (GO): external side of plasma membrane
Molecular function (GO): D-mannose binding; fucose binding
Source: RefSeq, a predicted model, not a curated record